This is a messenger RNA of Brenthis ino (lesser marbled fritillary), 945 nucleotides long. The record is from the annotation of a GenBank genome assembly. NCBI's taxonomy places the organism in Eukaryota, Metazoa, Arthropoda, Insecta, Lepidoptera, Nymphalidae.
AUGUCGAGACAACGACGUGAAAGACGGGAGAUGGAAACCAAGGAGUUCCAUGAGGCGAGGUCGCAUCCGCCACACAUGCUUCAGAUGAUGGCUGAAUUAGUGGCUAAUUUUAGUGGUGAAGACGAUGCCUACUCCAUUGAAAAAAUGAUAGAUGAAGUGGAGUCAAAUGCAGAAAUUUUUGAAAGAGAAGUAGAAGGAAGCAGAACAUCCAAAAAUACCCCACGGAUACGAUGUUAUGGUUGUGGUGAAGCAGGUCAUGCUUCGUUGCAGUGCCCACACAAAGAUAAGGGACUUAAGUGCUUCAAAUGCAAUCAAUUCGGCCAUGUAGGUUCGACGUGUAAAAGAAGCGAACCACGAUCGGAAGUCAAACUGCAUAAUCGUAAAUCUUCGAGUAACUCCGACCACAGAAUACCGAAACAUGUCAUGUUCGGAGCAUCUCAAGGAGGCACAAUUAUAGUGUCAGAUUGUCCUAAUACAUUAAACGAAGUAAAUGAAAAUGAUAUUUUAACUGAAACCUACGUCGUUAAAAACUUAAAAGAAAAAAAAAUCGAUGACUACGACAGUGACGUACCUGUCAUUAGCGAGGUAAUGCCAGUCAAAAUACAUAAACAUAAUAUAGUUUUGCAGAAGCCAAUGAUUACCAUAAACAUUAACGGACUUAGUUUAAGCGUUCUGGUUGAUUCAGGCUGUGAGGUGAAUAUUAUAUCCUCAGAUAUAUAUGAUGCUAUCGGUAAACCUAAGUGCAACAAGGAUAAUAUUACUCUUUCCGGCAUUGGGUUGUCCAUAGUACGUUCUAUAGGGAAAUGUUAUCUAAGUUUUUAUGCAGGUGGAAAUUAUUAUAGCAAUAUAGUUUUUCAUAUUGUAUCUAAUUAUAUCCCUUAUAAUGUAAUUUUAGGGCAAGAGUUCUUAUCAAAUAUUACAGUGGUGAUGGAACGAGAACUGUGU